Messenger RNA from Purpureocillium takamizusanense, 2763 nucleotides. RefSeq lists its product as uncharacterized. Gene Ontology annotation, biological process: proteolysis. The record is from RefSeq and is a predicted model, not a curated record. Gene Ontology annotation, molecular function: tripeptidyl-peptidase activity; serine-type endopeptidase activity. Gene Ontology annotation, cellular component: cytosol; membrane; cell wall. Bases 1 to 2763 code for a protein of 920 amino acids. The transcript has a single exon. NCBI's taxonomy places the organism in Eukaryota, Fungi, Ascomycota, Sordariomycetes, Hypocreales, Ophiocordycipitaceae.
AUGCUGAACAUGGCGUUGAGGCGGGUAGCUCUUGCCGCGUUUGUCGCGACGGCAUUCACGUUUGCCGCGGGCUCGUCGUCGUCGGAUCCAUUGACGCAGCCCUUGACGCAGCCCUUGACGCAGCCCUUGACGCAGCCCUUGACGCAAGCCUUCAUCCCGGGUGCCUAUCUCUUCGAAUUCGAGGAGGGCCAUGACGUCUCAGCGUUGCACAAUGACAUCGAAAGACACGGCACCGUGAGGAUGAACCUCGACUUCAAGCUCUUCAGGGGCGUCUCGGUGCAGCUGCACGACGUCAAGAACGCCCACGACAAAGCCAUGGUCAUGGCCGCCACACCCGCAGUCAAGAAGGUCUGGCCCGUUUCGAUAUUCCACCAUACCGGCGAUGGAGACGUGCAGAUCAUCAACAGCCCCAGCGGCGGCGUUGCCAGCAGCCUUCUCGCCAACGGUACGGGCGACAAGGACGACGACGUCUGGACGCCGCACAAGAUGACGCAGGUCGACAAGCUCAAGGCCGAGGGUGUCACGGGCAAGGGCCUCAAGAUAGCCGUCAUCGACACAGGCAUCGAUUACACGCACCCCGCGCUGGGGGGCUGCUUCGGACCGGGCUGCCUCGUGUCGUUUGGGCUCGACCUUGUGGGCGACAACUACACGUCGACGUCGAGCGUGCCCAUGCCCGACGACGACCCGCGCGACUGCAACGGGCACGGGACGCACGUGGCGGGCAUCAUCGCCGCGCGGCCGAACCCGGUACGCUUCACGGGCGCCGCGCCGGGCGUCUCCCUCGGCGCCUACAAGGUGUUUGGAUGCGACACGGGCGCGACGGCCGACGUCAUCAUGGCGGCGUACCACAUGGCCUACGAGGCCGGCGCCGACAUCAUCACCGCCUCGAUAGGCCAGGUGAACGGCUGGGCCGACAACCCCCUCAGCGCGACCGUCUCCCGCAUCGUCGAGCGCGGCGUCCACUGCGUCGUGUCGCUCGGCAACGAUGGCCUCCUGGGCCCCUUUUUCUCGAGCGGGCCGGCCGACGGCAAGGGCGUCAUUUCCGUGGCGUCGUUCCAGCCCGAGUUCGAUCCGCUCAUCUUGGCCGCGUCGCGGUAUUCCUUGGACGACGGGGCGGAGCCGCAGACGUUUGGCUACAUGCCCUCGUCUGUGCAGCGCCCCGUGCCGCCGCAGAACACGUGGGAGGUGAAGCUGCCUCUGUAUGCCACCAGCCUGGACGUGAACGUGACUAAGGACGCCUGCUCUCCCCUGCCGGAUGGCACGCCGGACCUGCGCAAUAGGGUGGUUCUCGUACGCAAGGGUGGGUGCGAUGAGGUGGUCAAGGCUCGCAACGCCAUCGCCAAGGGCGCCCGAUACAUGUUGAUGUAUAGCGACGGAAUUAGCAUAUACGAGUUGCAGCUCUAUUCGCUGGGGGCGAAUAUUACCGGAGCCGGCAUGCUGCUGCGCGAAACGGGCGAGGCACUGGUCGCGGCGCUCAAGGCCGGGCACAACGUCACGGUCGACAUGGCGUCGCCGGGCAAAGGAGGCUACGUCCUCGCCAAGAUACUGAGACCUUUGACCGGCGGCCGCCUCGAUCCGAGGUCCACUUGGGGGCCCGCGUGGAGGAUGGAGCUGAACCCGACGGCCGGCACGCCGGGUUCCAGCAUCGUGUCGACGUGGCUCGACGGCCUGUAUGCCAUCAGGUCUGGCACGUCCAUGGCGACGCCGCUCAUGGCAGGCAUCAUGGCUCUCAUGACGGAAACCCGUGGCACGCUCGGCCCGGCGUUGAUGGCGAGCCUCCUGUCCUCCACGGCGAAGCCGCAGCUGUACAAUCCCGGCCACGGCUUCAUUGAGGGGCAGCUCUCACCGGCCUUUGGCCAGGGCGGCGGCCUCGUCCAAGCCCACGAUGCCGCCCAUGCAGCGACCAUCCUGGAGCCGUCGAGUCUGUCCUUCAACGACACGGCCAACUUUGCCGAGCGGCUCAGCUUUUUCCUGUCCAACAAGGCCACGCAUGACAUCACCUACACGGUGUCUCACGUCCCAACCAGGACCCUGUACACUCUCUCGGAGAAUUACGCGGCGGAACCAUCGCCGUUGUAUUCGCCCUUUGCCUUUGUCGACAGCCACGCCUCGCUGAAAUUCUCAGACACCAAGAUUACGCUCCCACCGGGGCACCGCAAGGAGCUCUCGGUCGCGGCGCAGCCGCCAAAGGACGUUGACCCGAACCGUCUCGCGCUCUGGUCGGGCUACAUUGCCAUCAACGGCACGGACGGCACCUCGCUGUCCCUCCCGUACCAGGGCAUGACGGGCUCUCUGCGCAACGCGACCGUCCUGCCGGCACAGAAAGCUGUGUUCGUCGCCCUCCACAGCAAGCACUGGGCGCCGCUGCAGCCCAACAGCACCGUCACUGUGCCGCCACCCGGCCAGUGGAAGCCCGGCGACGACGUGUUUGGGCUCAUUGUGAACAAUGCGAUGGGGAGCCCGCAGCUCCGGGCUUACAUGGUGCCCCUGACGACCUGCCCGCCCAAGAACCUCACCGUCGACGACCCGCUGGGCCACGGCAGAUUCAAGACGAUCGGCCAGCCGGACGGGCUGCCGCUGCUGUGGGUUGGGCGCGACGGGCACCUGAUUCCCUUUGACGGGGGUCUCGCGAGCGGCAUCUACGCGCCGCCGGGCAAGUACAAGUUUGUCGUGCACGAGCUGCGCAUGUACGGCGACGAGAAGAAGCUCGAGGACUGGGACGUGGUCGAGUCUCCGGCAUUCAAGAUCCGAUACGCGGGGUGA